UAACUGGAACGCCUUAACCGGAAUAAUUGUAUUAGCCUGAUACGUGAAAAUUUUUAGGAAGAAGCUGAAUUUUUUCCGAAAAAUAUGAUACAGAUCCAUCGACCUACUACCUCUAUUACUGAGGAUCAAAGACUAGAUGUCAACAGCGCGACAAAUUAAAACUGAUCACUUGAGCUUCUGUCCUUACUCUGAUGAACGGAUUUCGUUGGAUUUAGUUUGUUGUUUAGUUGUAUCGACUUUCUAUCCUUUCGUCAGCUUAACGCAAUUCAAUUCCCUUAGACGUAGCGCCUUUUUAAGUUUAGUGGUGAAGUUGAUCGAAUUAUCUGUUCCUGGUUUCAAUCUCAAGACUAAUCUUGAGAGUGUCUUGGUUUGCGGCUUGUUUUUUUGCUAAUUGUUGUCUACUGCUUUUCUUUAUAUACCACCAGACAAAAUCAAUAUUCUACUCUUCGUCAUUAUUAAGUUUUCAGAUGGACACUGAGCUAGAAAAUGUUUUGGGGAACCUUAAUGAAGUAUCAAAGCUUCUGUUGAAUAAGAGUUUUCAAGAGGUUGUUAAUUAUUUCGAUAAACUUCUGAGAUCUGAUAAGUCAAAUAGAUUGAAUUCCCUUGAAGCGCUUCUGGUAGGUGUCAGUAAACAUGAGCAGCUGUUAGAAAUAUAUGAGCAUGUUGUUGAUUUCUUAUGGUCGAAAGAGGUGGAUACUUCUAUUAGACUUAUGUUUUUUUCAUUUCUAAAUAAUAAUUUAGACUUUCUAGAAGAUUGGAAGGUUGAGCGUUUGUGCUUCCGAAUGAUUCGAAAACUAAUUUAUGUAUGCUCAGAGCCAUCCCUUUUGUUCGAUGUUCUAGCCAGGGCAUUAGUGAAGCUGGAAAACUCGAAUACUGUUUUAAUUUCAAUGGUUGAUUCACUUUGUUCUGUAGAGUGGCACAACGAAAAUAUUAUAUGCUUAUUGGAUAUUUUCAGUAAUUAUAGCUUACAACAAAAGUCCAUGGAAAAGAUACUGGAAAAAGCUCUCUCCAAAAUUACUUCAUGGGAAUUAGAUAAACGACCAAUUUUUAUACAAAGUAUCCUAUUAUUUUCUUUCCCGAGAUAUAUGGAAUUUCUAUUCUUACAACUUACAUCGCUUAUAUAUGGUAGUAGUAGUAGUUGUCCACCUGAAUCAUUUGAAGUUAUACGUGGCCAGUUAAUGAUGAAAAUAUUCUCAUUAGUUAAAGCUAAUCAACAAUUUGGAAAAACUAUUUUUGAAACUGUCAAGUGUUUGUCCAAAUCAUUAACUGGAUCGGAAUUCUAUUAUACUGUUUUAAUGACCUUACUCCCUAACCGAAGUACUCAAUCUGAAGCCACUCAAUUACUGACUACUUCUAUUUUAACGGGAUUUUCUGAUAGUCACUUGGUGUUAGAGUCGUCGUUUCUUCGUGACUUAUGCCGACUACCGGAUGAUCCUAAAGAAAUUAUCCUCAAACUUAGUGAACACUGCACUUCAAAACAAUGGGAGUUUACUGUUCAAGGAAUGAUCUUACUUGGUUUUACUCUUCUUCGAGCUGCAUGUUCAUCUUCAACCAGCUCUAUAGUUAAUAAAUCAAGUGGACGUUUGUCAAAGUCACUAUCAACUUCACCUUUUCAAACUUAUGAUACAUUAAAGUCACGUAUUUUAUGCUCUGGCUUAGAUUUACUUCUGCAUAUUUUCAAGCAUUGUCCUUGUUCACGAGAUGAAAUCAUUACAAUAAUUGCAAAUAUUAUAUGGAGUGAAUCAAGUCGAUCUAUAGCUCUGUAUGCAUUAGAUCUUCUAAGUAAUUUGGUUGCUGUAUUCCCUUUGGAGGUAGCAAUUCGAGCUAAUCGUUUAGAUUCAAUCAUUGAUUCAAUCGGUCUAAUACCAUUAUCAAUUUCAACUGCAUUAGUACACGCUUUAUUACCAUUGAUACGUGCUGGUAGUUUAUUAGAAAUAGAAAAUAAUGUCGAUAGUGAAAAAAGUGAUAAUCCGUUUAGUCAAGUUCGUAUGCGAUUAAUAAGUAAUUUGUGCAAAGCUGCUCAAUCACCAAGGAUACCUAGUCGAUGCGCAGCGGUAGCUUGUUUAAUACUUUUAUUAAAACAUUUAAAAGUGCCAGUAUCAUCAUUUCGUUCAGCGUCACAACGUUCUUCAUCAUCAAGUUCACUAUCGCAACCGUUUGUUUAUUCACAAUCUCAAGCAACACAAAGAAAUCCAUUAGUGUUAUUUAGUCAGUUACAAUCGACACAGAUUGCUCAACAAGCUGUCUUAUUGCCAUGUGAUAUUGUACAAAAUGAAGUUUUGUGCACAGAAAUAAUCAGCAUACUUCAUCGUAUUAUAUUUUCAGCAUUUUUUCGUUCUCAACCAGGUAGUCUAUUAGCAGAUCCAGAGAAUAUCGUUAAGUCUAAUAUAUACUGGGGUCUAUGCGAAGUUGUUACACGUAAUCGAGGUCUGUGUGAACCUGUAUUAAAUCUAUACUUACGCCUUCUUACUGGUUGUUUAGAGCCGAAUUUUCUGAAAACAUUGAAGCGGUCUAAUGUACAAAAUUCACUGAAUAUACCACCUACACAAAUGAAUCCGACAAAUGUUGAUUUUAUUCAUAGUCCACCAUUUAUUUUAAAUAAAUUAAUUGAUCACACUUCUGUCGGUAAUGAGAUCCUGCGUACUGAACAUCCCGAUAUUUUAAUUUGGUGUCUACAACUCAUCUUGACAUUACCAAUAUUUAAUUUAUCCUGGAAGCGGUUACAUUCUCGUGAGACUUCCAAUAGUGGAAGUGAAUUAUCACAAAUUUCUUCUGAUUUAUCCAGUGAAACUGCUAGUCAGUUUACACAAUCCACAUUAAACAAUUCCAUACAAUGCGGUCGUUUGGUUACUUAUCCUUUAUUCUCGAAAGCGGUUAAUUUACUGAUUUCCAUAUCAGACUCACUGCGCCUUUUGUCAAAAGAAGAUUUUGGACUGACAACAGAAACUGAUUUUAGCUCGUCAGCUGUUGGUAAACUAAAUCGUGAUCGUGUUCAUCUGCUUAUCAAUAUUUAUGAUGCGUGUUUAGAAUUCGAAUUGAAAGAUCCAUUAGGCUGUGGUGUAACACAUAUCAAUAGUAAUAAUAAUAUUCAAUCACAAUUUACCAAUCAAAAUUCUGCUGGUCAACCAGCGUGGAUUCGUAUUCGUCAGUUGUUCGCCAAACGUUUAGUUUUACUGAAUUUACUUAAUGGAAAACAUGGUGGGUAUGUUAUAUCUAGUCAAAACUACGGCAUCUUAUCACGUCAUGGUUCAGAUUCUCGUUGUGGUCUUCUUAUCAUGAGCUUGGUUUCACUAUCACAAGCAAAUUUGAAGAGCAUCCUUAUUGCAAGUAUCAGGUCGGACUCAGUAAAUCCAUUAGCCUGUCAUGUACUACAAACCAUUUCAAAUCGUUUAAAUCAGUUUACGCGUUGUGCUGAAGGAGACAUUCCAUGUGCGUAUCGUGAUGCGCUUAUUAGCGAGAUGGGUCCAAUUAUGAAGUGCGUGAUUCGUUUUUAUCAUUAUAAAAUAAUGCUUAGUGAAAAUCACAGUUCGCUUCCCAGUCAUACUCAGUCGACCAAUAUUACUACCACUAUUGGUAAUGCAGAAGAUAAUGAGUUAGCCAACCAAUCAGACACAUCAAAAACUCGUCCAACAUCGUCUAUGUCAACUUCAUCAACUGCUUUGCAAGUUAUCAAUAAUGUUAUGACAUUAGCAUUACACUAUUUAGGCAUUCAAAGAUUGCAUAAAUUAUGCAAAAUUAUUUAUCCCGUAACUAAUGAUCCUGAUUAUACAGAGCAAAUGUUGAAUAAUAAUUCUGACGUGCCAUGUGAUUCUGAAGAUAAUGUAGAUGAUGAAUCUUUGGAAUCUAUGAUUGCUGAGAUUACACCUGCUCAAGCUCUUUCAACUUUCAUUAAAUUAGUUAAGUCAUGGGUAACCAAAGUCUUAAAUCCAGUCGGUGCCGCUAAUUCGUCAACGCAAAAGUUAACUGCUGUUAAUUUUCCUCAUGCUAAAGAUCUAGUUAUUUUAUUACCAUUACUUGUCAAAUUAUGCCGUGCUCGUGCUUCCAUAGGUUCUGAAGUAACAAUUCCAGAUGUGAAUAAAAUCAAUCCAUAUUCAGGUUUAUCUCGUGUUUUAGCCUGGCUUUUACGAUUAAUGCGUGCUCCAAUUCCAUUACGUGGUUCGUCAGAAAUAAAUAGUACAAAUGUUCUCGCUACAUCAGCACGUGUUCAGUUAAUUAAUCAAGCUAUUUGGUUGGCUCAUCUUAUCGGUUCGAAUUCCUUGCCUCAUAAUCCACAAACUCCAGAUGCUGAAUUAGCAUUGGAUGAUUUGAUUCUUGCAUUAUCUAGUGAUUUGACCACUGUUCUGGGUAAUGUGACCGGUGUAAAGGAUAUUAGUUUAGUACCAGAUGAAAAAGAAUUAACAGUCACUUAUCCUCUGGUUACUCGUUCUUCUGCUCUAUCUAUUUUACCACUGAUUUAUUCUUCUAUAAAACAUUCAAUUCAUGAAUAUGAGUGGUUUUUAACAAACAUUUCUAUUGAUUGUGCUGGUCGUUUAGAUAUGACUGAUGGGAAAGGAUCUAAAGAUAUUGAAAAUAAAUUAGAUGGAAAUGAAAAAGAAGAAUCAUUUUGUUUACGUUUAAUUGGUCUUGGAGAAAUUUUAGCUCAACUAUUACAAACUGCAUUACCAGCCCCAAGUGUUCAUGUAGACACAUUAUUGGAAAUUGGAGCUUCAGUGUUCAAUUUACUUAGCCGUUUAACAAAAUAUUAUUUACGAAUUAUCCGACUGAAAUAUGGUCGCUUCCCAGUAAUUUUUGAACGAUUAGUUCGUGUUUAUGGUAGAGAAGUUGCUCCACGUGCAUAUGUAUUAUUUUCUUAUAUACAGAAUUCAGAAAGUGAAAAGAUUAAAGGUUUUCAAGAAAACAAAAAUUUGAAAAAGAAGUCAAACGAGAAGGAUGACUGUGAACCGAAAAAGUCAAAGUCUACUGGUGGAAUUUCUCAGGCAUUAAUUUCUCGUACUAUCAAAGAUUCUCGCCUAAUUCCACAAUUAAUAUAUGCUAUUGAACAAUAUGAACGAUUUUUAAUGCAAUUAUCGAAAAAGUCUAAAAUUAAUCUUAUGCGUAAUGUCAAAUUGAGUACAGCACGAGAUUUUCGUAUUAAUCAAGCUGCAGUGAUUGCCAGUUUAGAACAAUCUACUGCUUUGAGUCUUAGUAGUCUUAGUGAUAACAGUGAACCCGAUGAAGAUGCUGAGAAUUUAAACAAUGACGUUAUAAAUGCUAAUGAUCCGACUGAGAGAGAACAGGAAGAUACCGAUCGUAGGAGUGGUAAUGAUAAUGAUGACGAUAAGCAGCAUCGUAGUAGCCAUUAUCAAGAUGAUAAUCAUGUUCCUGGUAAUGAAAAUAAUGUGUGUGACGAUAUCGAUUCGCAUGAUGUAAUGCAUACUAAUGAUAUAGAUGAAAAUGUAGAAAAUAUUUCAUCGAAUCACCUAUCUAAAUCACGUACUACUGUAACACCUGCUUGGGGUCGUCAGGUCAAUCCAGUAUCACAACGUAGAUCAGCAUUGAAAAGAUCAUUACAAUCAACCACUAAUAAUAAUAAUGAUAGUAACCAGUUAGCAUUUGAUGCGAAAAAGCCAAAACUCUGAACAUAUUAUAUCUUUUUGGAAAUGUUGUUUGUUAAAGAAACUACAAAAUAGACAAGAUUUUUAUUGUAUGGGUUUUAGAUUUUUUUGUGUUUUUCUUCUUAUCAUUGAGAUUUAUAAAGAAAUAUGUUUUUAUUCUUUGAGCUGGUUUUAAUGAGUUAUGUGUCUUUUCAAUUAAAUGAAAUUGUCUGUUAAAGUAAAUAGUACUAUAAAGUAAUUAAU
Molecule: messenger RNA, 5837 nt
Organism: Schistosoma margrebowiei
Lineage: Eukaryota; Metazoa; Platyhelminthes; Trematoda; Strigeidida; Schistosomatidae
Source: the annotation of a GenBank genome assembly